UUUCAUAAAGGAACCUGUUGUUUUCCUCCUAAAGAAAUAGAUCGUUGCGUUUGUGGAUACUUUUGGGGAACCAUAUAAAGCUACUAGCAUGAUGUCAUACCUCAAACAGCCCCCCUAUGGCAUGAAUGGCUUGGGGCUGACAGGGCCUGCUAUGGAUUUACUGCAUCCAGGGGUGGGGUACCCAGCUACCCCCAGGAAACAGCGGAGAGAGCGCACCACCUUCACCCGCUCCCAGCUGGAUGUGCUGGAGGCUCUGUUUGCCAAGACUCGCUACCCAGACAUCUUCAUGAGGGAGGAGGUGGCACUGAAGAUUAACCUACCUGAAUCCAGAGUACAGGUCUGGUUUAAGAACCGCAGGGCUAAGUGCAGGCAACAGCAACAGCAGCAACAGAGCAGCGCCGCGGGGGUGAAGAGUCGGCCGACUAAAAAGAAAUGCAGUCCUGCGCGGGAGAGCUCUGGUUCCGAGAGCAGCGGCCAAUUCACCCCACCUGCAGUGACUAGUUCAGGAUCAUCCUCUUCAUCAUCCUCUAGCUCCAAUUCCUCUGGUAAUCCUGGUCUGGGUAAUUCUGUGCCUUCCUUGAAUGGUAGCACUUCGGCAACUUCUUCAAUAUGGAGCCCAGCAUCCAUUUCUCCUGGUAAUGCACCGGCCUCCUCUGCAGACCCAUUGGGCCCAAGUUCUGCCUCUUGCAUGCAGCGUUCAGGCUCCUCAUCUGCAACAUCCUAUCCCAUGUCCUACAGUCAGGCUGCAGGAUACACACAGGGGUACCCUGCCCCCUCCUCCUCUUACUUUGGGGGUGUGGAUUGCAGCUCAUACUUGGCUCCCAUGCACUCCCAUCAUCACCCCCACCAGCUCAGCCCCAUGACCCCCUCCUCUAUGUCCAGUCACCACCACCACCAUCAUCACCUGAGCCAAAGUUCUAGCCAUCACCACCACCACCAUCACCAGGGCUAUGCCAGUUCAGGACUGCCCUUCAACUCUUCUGACUGUCUGGACUACAAGGACCAAGCAGCUGCGGCCUCUUCUUGGAAACUCAACUUCAAUUCCACGGAUUGUCUAGACUACAAAGAUCAGGCCUCAUGGAGGUUCCAGGUCUUGUGA
Bombina bombina (fire-bellied toad) is the source of this 1099-nucleotide messenger RNA. RefSeq names its product orthodenticle homeobox 1 (gene OTX1). The coding region runs from base 89 to 1099 and encodes 336 amino acids. Lineage: Eukaryota; Metazoa; Chordata; Amphibia; Anura; Bombinatoridae. The record is from RefSeq and is a predicted model, not a curated record. Gene Ontology annotation, cellular component: nucleus. Gene Ontology annotation, biological process: regulation of transcription by RNA polymerase II; multicellular organism development. The transcript has 3 exons. Gene Ontology annotation, molecular function: DNA-binding transcription factor activity, RNA polymerase II-specific; RNA polymerase II cis-regulatory region sequence-specific DNA binding.